ACUACAGUUCCUCUUACAGUUUUAAGUAUAAUCUUAAAGGUGUUUCCUUGUUUUACAGAUUGUUAGACAAAUAGAGGAAGAGUUUUUAAAACUCAGGCCAUUAAAUGGAAGAUGGAUGUUCUACAAAUCAGCAGGUGGGGGUGGUCAGAGAAAACUGUCCCUCAUACCAAUGGAUACAGAGGGAUAUAAUGGCCAGCAACUUCGGUCUGCAUCAAAUAAUGGCAAGAUAGUACUAUUUUUGGUGCCGCUUCAGGAGGACAUGGACAUAGACCCACUUCCCUUUGAUGCAGCAGAAUUUUCCAAAAUGCCUCAGGUGCCUUGUGUUAUAUGCCAAACAACUAUGCCACUACAAAUGCUGGCACUGCAUGCUGGAAACUGCAAACCAGUGUCUGAUGAUCAGACUCAGCCGACUGACAUUUUUGAAGAUGAAACUGAACUUCCAGUAGGGCAGGAAACAACUGAAGAUUUAAGAGAAAGACAGAGCUGCCCUAUAUGCCAGAGGGAUUUCUUGGUGUACGAGCUCCCUUACCAUGCCAAUGAAUGCUGUGAGAGUGAGGCUGUAUUGGAGGUUUUGGAGGUUGACCCGGACCAGCCAGGUCCAUCAUCUGUGGCUCAAGUACCAUACUCUCCUGCAGAACCAGAGGGCACUGAAGCAUGGAAAAAAGUUAAAAAUCCACAAAAGGCAGUUGAGCUGUUCCUCAAACAACUCAAACAUGGAGGGGAGCACCAGAGAGCACUUUUUCUCAAUCUGGAUGCUGGAGACUCUGAUGAGGAGCGAGACAUGUCACUCAUUUCAUUUUACAAGCACCAGCGUGACAAGAACCAGUGGGCUGCUCCUUUUCGCUGUCGCAUUCAAGGAGAUGCUGCAGUUGGUCGAGGUGUGACAAGACAUAUCAUCUCAUCUGCAAUUGCCAAACUGAAAAGAGGAUUUAAUAUGAACUUUGGUAUGUACUGUAAACUUGAAUUAUAUUUUCAAUGUUGUACAUACAUUUACCAUAGUUCAAAACCGUUUGAGUUUCACUCCUGAAAUAUUUUAAUGUAUUUUAAAACCAUUCCUUUUUUUUUUUUUUUGUUUAUUACCACAGACUUAAUUUUUGCACUGUUGCGCCUAACUUUUAUCUUAGGUGCAUAAAUGUAUGUGAACCUACCUUCGCGACCAUAUUGAAUGAACUUUACCUAUAUUUGAAUUGCAUUUAAUUCAGUGCUUUUACAUGGUCACUAUUAUUUUUAAUUGCUGUCAUUAUUAGCAUUAAAACUCAAAUGAUUAAAUUAAAAAGUGGUAAACAUAAAGCCUUUUAUUUGAAACAAAGUUCUACCAGAAUC
Oryzias melastigma (Indian medaka) is the source of this 1323-nucleotide messenger RNA. RefSeq lists its product as uncharacterized. The record is from RefSeq and is a predicted model, not a curated record. Lineage: Eukaryota; Metazoa; Chordata; Actinopteri; Beloniformes; Adrianichthyidae.